This is a messenger RNA of Stereum hirsutum FP-91666 SS1, 1527 nucleotides long. RefSeq lists its product as uncharacterized. Lineage: Eukaryota; Fungi; Basidiomycota; Agaricomycetes; Russulales; Stereaceae. Bases 1 to 1527 code for a protein of 508 amino acids. The record is from RefSeq and is a predicted model, not a curated record. The transcript has 5 exons.
AUGUCCGUCUACGUUAUUGUCGACGACAAUGAUAGCGGUCUGCGUUAUUCUCCCAGGGCUGGAAGCGGCAAUGGAACAGUGUUCAAGAACGCAUCAGCUGAAACGCAUGGGUGGUUCAUUGGCGCAAAAGGCGAUUCUCCUGAGUUCCAAUUGACAACAACCGGGACUGGUCUCGAUUCUUCGACGCUGAGCUAUACUUUCAACGGAUCCUCAAUCUCGGUCUUCGGCACUUACGCAGGAGGACCCACUACCGAGUCGUUCUCUACGACGAACGUGACCUUCAGUAUAGAUGGAAACAUUAUUGAGGAAAACACCUAUCCUUAUCUUGAGAACCAACGGUUUCACUUCCCGUUUUUCAGCUAUAUCUCAACAUCCUUUUCCGUACACACCCUCGAUAUCGAUAUCGCCAUCGCAGGCACCUCGAGCACGAUAUUUUCCGAUUUCUUAUUUGACUAUAUCAUAUACGAGGCCUCCGUCAAUUCCUCCAUACCAACCACAGAGGAUGGCACGUCUUGGAUUUUUAUCGACGAUUCCAGUCCAUACCUCACACCCUCGGACAACUGGUCUAGGAAUGGUGCACUGCCCGACUUUUCGACUCCAUUGUCGGGCGAGAAUAUCACAGACGCUACAUUGAAUUCCACGGUAUUGGCUCCGACGGCCUCUGGUGCUACGAUAUCGUUGAACUUCACCGGUACGUCGCGCAUUGAUGCGUACGGGAUGCUCCUUCAAAAUACGUCUUCGGGACAGUUGGGCACGUAUACGAUCGACGACCAAACCAGCUCCCCGCUCGAAGUGCCCAGUCCGGCAAGCUCGUAUCCUAUAUAUCUAUACCAGCUCCUUACGGCCACUAUCGAGGAUCCUCACGCUCCUCACGUCCUCACCAUCACGGCGUUUGAGGGAAAUGCCUUCUUCCUCGAUUAUAUCCUGUUACAGACAGGUUCUGCCUUCGUUACAUCAGCAUCUUUGAACUCCGUACCUCCCGCACCAAACACUACCCAGGAACCUGACCCUGUUCUGACGACCUUGGCUGCGCCGAGAAAGAAGUCAGAUGCAGGGGCUAUUGCGGGAGGUGUCGUCGGUGGUGUCCUUGCUUUGUGUCUCGUGGGGUUAGCCGUUAUAUUUUUAUUACGAAGGAGACGGAUGCACAAUCCGAAGUGGACAGAUAUCAGCGUGGAGGAGAGGUAUUCCUCCGCGAUGCAAGAGCAAGCUCCACGUCAGAGCAUCUCUUCUGGGUCAUUUCUGCGAUCCGACCACACCACUACUCCCACACCUUUCUCGACAACGUCAUCAGGCGACAAUUCUGGCCACAGCGAGUCUCAAUCCAGAAAGAUAGCCAAUUACAGACGUGGCGUAGUGCCAAUAUCGAGCCCUGCGACGAACAUAAACACGGGCGCACCGGUACCUGGGUUGGCAUUGCCAGAAAGACAGGAAGGCAUGGCUGAGUUGUCAGUAGUUGUAGAGAACGAUAGUGGGCUGAGAGGUCGUGAGUUAGCGAAACGGUUGCCUCCACAGUACACACCAGAGUGA